AAACGACUCUGGGACAGGAACCGGCUCUUAUCGUUCACUUAAAAGAGCCGGCUCUUUGAACCGGAUCGUUCUUGACCGACACAUCACUAGUUCAGCACCAUUGCAGUGUGGAGGAGAGAUCAGACUGGAGGUGUAGCUCAGCUGAGAGAAGAGAAGAGGGUUCAUUUAACAGGAAAGAUACUCGACCUAAGGGUGACCGCUCUCACCUUUACUGUCACCGCGUGAUAUUUACCAUAAAGCAGCUUCAGUCCUGCAUCCAAAUCAGUCCUUGAUGUACUUAUAAGUCAACAGUGGAGUCAUUCCAGUCGUGUUGCGUGCAGCCAGUCUUGAGAAUCAGCUGGAUAUGUGGUUUGCAUGCUGAGAGAGCUGUGGUGCUGCUGACUCACUGCACUGCCAGGUGACCCUCAGUGAUUGACAGAUGUGUGACACUGUGGAGAACCAUUUGCCUCUCCCAGUGGAGAUCUGAGUUCUGGGACACUGAGGCAGCCAAGGAGGGGGUCUCUGAGGAAGAUGCUGGGUUCAGAGCGCGGUGUUGUCGAAGAAUGGCUCUUAGAAUUCAAGUCCUUACCAGAAAAACACAUCCCCAGCUACGCCGGCAGCCUUCAUCUAAAGAAGUCUCUGGUGCCAGCGCUCUACAGAGUCAUCCAGGACCCCAACAAUGAGCUGAUGGAGCCUGUGUGCCACCAACUGUUCGAGCUGUACCGGAGCUCUGAAGACCGCCUGCGCCGCUUCACCCUGCAGUUCCUACCUGAGCUGGUGUGGGUAUAUCUACGCAUCACAGCCAGCAGGGAUCGCCAGAGCAAUGGGUGCAUUGAGGCCCUCCUCCUGGGCAUCUAUAACCUGGAGAUCGUGGACAAAGACGGCAACAGCAAGCUCCUCUCCUUCACAAUCCCAUCUCUGUCCAAACCAUCGAUAUAUCAUGAGCCUUAUAGCCUGGGGUCCAUGGCAUUGACAGAGGGGGCCCUCUGUCAACAUGACCUGAUCAGAGUGGUGUACAGCGGCCUCCACCCACAGAGAGAGACCUUCACGGCUCAGAACAGGUUUGAAGUGCUGUGUUUCCUCAUGCUCUGCUACAACUCUGCUGUGGUGUACAUGCCCGUAUCUUCCUACCAGUCCGUCUGCAGGAUGAGCUCACGGCUGUGUGUGUGUGGCUUCCCCCGGCAGCAGCAGAAGCUUUGGAGAGAACCGUGCAACCGCGUGCUGCUGGACCCCGAGUUCAUGGUGCAGAUGCUGACUGCCGUUUAUCACAGCAUAUACAAUGGAGAGUGGGAGAUGGGGCGGGAUGCUCUGGAGGACAUUCUGUACCGAGCCCAGCUGGAGCUUUACUCCCAGCCUAUCUUGCUGGGGAACGCCAUGAAGAACUCGCUGCCAGCCAACGCUCCCGAUGAGCCGCGGGGGCGCAAAGUGCUCCAGGUGGAAGUGACACCCACCAUCAGCCGCAUCUCCAUCUCGGCCAUCACCACCGCCUCCAUACGACGCCACCGCUGGAAGAGAGAGGAUUGUUUUGACUACUCAACCGCUGCAGAGUUGAGCUUCAUCGUCAAUCCUCCUAGCCUCGCCCAGCACCACCACCACCACCACCACCACCAACACCACCACACUCCCUGGGACCCCGCAGCCAAUGAGGAGAGCCAGCACAGCAGCAGCAGCAUCAUUCCCCCCAUCACAUUUGAGGAUGCUGACGGUAUGAGCGGCGGGGAAGACUCCUUCAACAUCAACGACCCAGAUGAGGGUUUCUCCUCCGGGGCGUCCAACAGCAGCCAGCCCAGCGGCACCAAGGCGGGCGGCGGCGGCAUGGGGCCGAGGGGCGGCAGCCUGAACAGCAGCAGCAGCAGCAUCAAGAAAGCCAUCACGGCCCGGCUGUCUCGGGACAAGGAGAGAGAGCGGGAGAAGGAGAGAGAGCGGGAGAAGGAACGGGAGAGGGAGAAGGAGCGGGAGAGGGAGAAGGAACGGGAGAGGGAUCGAGAGAGGGAGGCGGAAAAACAGCCAGAUUUGUCGGUGGAGCCCCAGGCUCCUGUGAGGAGGCACCACCAGAGGAAGCCGUCGCCUCCGGCCAGCAUCAACUUGGAUGCCAUCCAGCUGAGCCCCAUAAAGAAGCACCUGAGCUUCCCUGCGGGGCCCACGCUGGUGCGGACUGGCAGCACCUCUUCCAGUAAGUCCUUUGACUGCAUGAAUUUCAACCUGAAUGGAGGCGAUGAGGAGCGAGAGGAGGCGGCGGGGGGCUCCGACAAGGAAGGAGUGCUUCCAGCAAGCGGCUCCCACCGCCACUCCACCAUCAGCCUGCAGGAGGAGCACCUCGUCAGGCCGGAGGACGCCCAGGACCUCCUGUCUACUGGAGCUCCUCUCACCAAGCAGUCCCGCUCCCCCAGUUUCAACAUGCAAAUCAUAUCACAGGUCUAACGUGCAGGGCAUGAUACACACACACACACACACACACACACACACACACACACACACAAAAUACCUGUUCAUAACACUCAUCCUCAUGCAGUUUUUCUCUGCAACUCUUUACAACCCUACUUCUGUCUACCUAUCUGUGUUGGUGUGUGCGUGUGUGUGUGUGUGUUCAAGAGUUGUGUCUCCACCCUUUUAACAUCCAUUACAAUCGUGACCUGCAGUCGUUGCUGGCGGUGUUUAACGUUACUGAAAAUGCAACAAGAGUAAAGUAGUAAACAAUGACUGCCCUCUGCUGUAACUACAGUCCAGCAUGUCACUGCAUCCUCCCGUCUGACCGAGCUGAGCGUCCAACACACACAAACUCUCCUCAAAAAAGGAGGAAACGUUGAGAGAAAACGCGUACGGAUGCCACGCUAGCUGUAGGAGAUACAUACGACAUUUCAGAUUAUUUCGAGUUCCUGACUGAAUCAGUCGAAAAAUGAAUCAGCAAUAACACUUACCGUCGCUCAAGUGGAGAAGAGUGGGGAUUUAUUGCUCUUUCUCUUCAUUCCUUCCCUUUCAUUCCCGGGCUCACGUGCAAUCGUUCUUGCUGAUUAUCUUCCUCGUCAAAUUGCUGUUUUUAAAAUUAGGCAUAAAUGUUUUUGUUUCUUUUAAAUCACAAUCCAAAGAAGGUAGCGUUUUGUUUUUCUUCACUUGUUUGACAGUGAUUUGGCAGAAAGUGAUUCUCUAGACCUUCCUUUUAUUCUGUAAUUAGAAAUAUUCUCAUUUGAUCUGUAAAAAUCUGACUUUUAAGAUUGUUGUAAAAACCAAACUGGAAUGUGGUGAGGGUUUGUCUUGCCCCCGAGCUUUUAACUGGACAAAUCUGAAGAACUCACUACUGUGCAGCUACAAGAGGAAUGAAUUCAUCUUGAUUUAAAAUCUGAAGCUGAAUCUUGUGGAAGAACUGGAUUAACUAUAACAUUGUAGACGGUGCAGGUUUGGGUCUGAAGCUGAAAGGCAAUGACUGUAUUUUAUAUUGGAUUAUUGUUAUGGAUCAAACCAUUUAAUGGGUCCUUCCAUCUGAAAGCACUUGUAGGUGUGUUUUGUCAGGCUCUGGCUUGUCUCUGAGCCGGUGACGUGCUGCCCUCUGGAGGCUAGCACGAGUCACUGCGCAUCAGCAGUCGCUAUGACGAUCGUUCUCUGCUCUGAUUGGACGCUCAUGAAACAUUUUGUUCUACCUCAUUGUGUGUUCACCCUGCCACUCAGACACCUGUCUCCCAAUCAGACGCAGGAUUUAAAGACCCCAUUUAGGUUUUGAAACUGGACCAGUUUGUGGGGGAUUAGAUAGUGGGGACCAAACUGGUUUCACACUGUAAUGACACUGUAAAGUCUGUUCAUGUGAGGAGUUGUGACUGAAUAUCUCGGCCUUGCAUUUCAGUUCCAUGCACAAAACCGAGCUGCAAAACAAGAACACGACUGUCUUCAGGUUUUUCCGUCAUAUAUCAAACAACCACAUCAGGAUUAACCUGAUUAUUUGAAUUCCCUAGAUAUGUCCAGCUUUUUUUUUUUUUUUAUGUAAUGAUUUUUGAAGUGCAAUUUCUUCUUUUUUUUUUAAUCCUCAUGUGCAUGGAGUUGGAUCUUCUCUGCUGUUAAAUGCCUGCAUCUGCGCACAGUGCUAGCUAGCCUUCUGUAGUGCUCCCUGCCCAGGCUGAGUGAUUUGAACAUGGCGUGCUUGUCUGCAUGUUUAGUGCCCUGCAAAGCACUGCUGUUUCAGAUGCGUGAAACAGCCAGCGAGCCAAAACCCCAAGUCUCGUCCUUGUCUUCGCCAGAUGUGCCAAUACACAUCCUCUCCUUAAGGAAAUUAUAUUUUGCUUGGGUGUCUUAAGUUUAAAAAAAAAUGCCUAUUUUGUUCUGUUUACUGGUCUUAUUUCAAAGUUAAGGGACAAAAAAAAAGGGAUGUUUGGACGCAUAUGGCUCAACGUGCCCUUAGAUGCAGCUUCACCUUUUUUGCCAUGAAUUCACUCAUCACAGGUGUGUGUGCGCGCGACACGCUGUACUCUCACUAUUUGCUGUUCACAUGUAAAAGCAGUAUAUUAUGCGUCUGUGUGUUCCGUAGAUGUCAGCUUGUUGUAGUUGCAUUUCCCCCACGUCUUGCUCACGUGCUUGUUUAAAGUGAGGAUGAUUUAAAUGUAUAUAAAAGUCAGUUCAGUCUGCAGUGAAAAUCCCACACAGUCUGUGCUGGAAAACCUUCACAGCUGCUGCUCCUCUCCCGGUCCUGAGUGAGUUCUGUGUGCGCUUUAGCCUUAAACAUUUCAGGCCAAAAAGCCUCCAUCGUCGGCUCUUUGGCCUCCUCUUCCUCCUUCUCCUCCUCCUCCUCCUCCUGCUGGACUGGACUGUGGAUGAAGAAGAGGAGAGGAGUGCAGCUACAGUUCACACUCUCACCUGGCCUGUCUGCUGUCAUCCUCGUGCUGUGUGGCUCACAACGAGCCGUGUUCCCAUUUGCUGUAUUUUGCCGUGAGUUGAGUGGCACCCUUUUUGCUGUUUUUUAAAACUGAUGACGUGUUCAUGUCAUUAAUAUGAGUGCCCCCUGACCAAGGUUACCAGCAGCCAUGUUGGUACUGUAUGUUUAGAGUAACGGAUAGACAAAUAUUCCUCAGUGUCUGGUGUUAUUUGCAUGUGAUCAGGGCGGGAAAUGAACAGCAGACCUGUGAAUGUUGAGAAAAACUUGACUGAAAUUUUAUCUUCUAUUCAUUUUGGUAGAAUAUUAAUCCACACAGGGUCCACUUACAUUUCAAAAAAAGUAAUUUGUACUGAAGUUCAUUUCCUGUCCUGCAUGUGAUAACUGUGGGCUUUGUUUUAUGCACUUUAAUCCAUCCACCUCUCUCCUCAAGAUAGUUAUUGAAAUGAUAUAUAUAGAUGUGCAAACGUGUAUACACUCAAUGCAGGGUUUUAGUCUCUUUAAAGUAGUACUUUUAUGUGAUGUCACAUCCAACACAAUGCUAUUUUUGUUAAAUUCUAAGGGUACAGCUAUUUAUUUUUUCUUUUCAAAACCAAAAAAAAAAAAAAAUGUUAGGGGGGUCUGGAAGGUCUCAGGAGUUUAUUCAAAAAGCCACAUUUUAAAAAAAAAAUGGCAGCACCAAAAUUUCUGUUCUUGAAGUCAGAAUUGAUUCUAUGCAACAUUUUUUCCCCUUAUUUAGUUUUUGGUGUUACCGGCUUUUCAUUGAUCCGUGUCGGGUGGGACGGGGCAGAUGCAUUUAAGCUGAUUUUUUUAAAGUGCAACAGCGUCCCCCAUUCAGCAGUUCUGUUUCUACACCCUGUUGUGGUGCUAACAGAGCGAAAGGACCUCUCUGAAAUAAGAGGACCAUCCAUUUGUCAUCCGACUGCCCUCACAGAGAGAAAAGCCUCACCGGGACCUUUUGGUGCAUGUCGAGCCCUUCUGUCAGUUUGCUGCUCUGUGGCUCAAAGACGUCAGCUGGUGUAUGAAAUAUAAAACAGAUUAUCAAUGAUGAAUCUAAUCUAUAGGCGCUUCGAGGGAAGCUGCUGGACGAUGUGAUAACACUGUACUAUUGAUGUUGUAUAAAUGGAGAGAAAGACUUAUUUUAAAUCUUGUAAAUAGAAAAAUGUACAAAGGUGAAAGCAAGAUAAAUAUAAAAAACUGAAGAUCAGUCUGAGAUGUAGAGAGAAAUUAAUCUGUAUAUUGUUGAAUAAAUAUUGUGCCGUAAGGGAUAAA
Messenger RNA from Sebastes umbrosus (honeycomb rockfish), 6106 nucleotides. RefSeq names its product protein FAM126B. Gene Ontology annotation, cellular component: plasma membrane. Bases 511 to 2400 code for a protein of 629 amino acids. The transcript has 14 exons. Lineage: Eukaryota; Metazoa; Chordata; Actinopteri; Perciformes; Sebastidae. Gene Ontology annotation, biological process: phosphatidylinositol phosphate biosynthetic process; protein localization to plasma membrane. The record is from RefSeq and is a predicted model, not a curated record.